This is a messenger RNA of Exophiala xenobiotica, 3748 nucleotides long. RefSeq lists its product as uncharacterized. NCBI's taxonomy places the organism in Eukaryota, Fungi, Ascomycota, Eurotiomycetes, Chaetothyriales, Herpotrichiellaceae. The coding region runs from base 41 to 1924 and encodes 627 amino acids. The record is from RefSeq and is a predicted model, not a curated record. The transcript has a single exon.
GCACUCUACAAUCGAGGAUGGAGGCUUGCCGAGCUUCGCUAUGGGAAUCCCACGGCUUUCCCAAGAUCUCCGCCCAUACGCGGAGGGAGUCACUCUCCACUCGUCGAGUCAAGGCUCACACCAAAAUCCCGAUGUCAUCAGCUCCAUGGUAAUCGAUGGUCCAUCUCUGGUGUAUUACGUCUACCACAAAUUGUUGGCUUAUAAGUCGCUGAGGACACCUACCCUCGUCGCUCAAAUACCAACCUACCAUGAGAUAAACGAGGCCUUACGCCAGUUUCUGUCCAACCUGGAAGCCGACAACGUCGAGGUGCAGAAAUUAUUCUUCGAUGGCGCGCUGCCCGAAUCAAAGCAUGGUGUCCGCCUCGAGAGAAUGGAUAAACUCCGCCAGCAGCUUGAAGCGUAUCGGAAAGUCUAUCCCGAGUUUCCUCCAGUCUCUGCUUCCAUCUCAGCUGUCGACUCUGAGAAGGCGCUAUGGGAGACCCCUGUCAUGUCAACAAGGAAGUCGACCCUCCCAGCGCCGCCGUUCAUGGUGGCUAGCGCCAUUGAGUCCUUGCGUAGCGGCCCCUUCAAAGACCGCGUGCAACUAGUCCCAGGCGAGGCCGACGUCUUCUGUGCCACGAUGGCCAAAGAAACCGGCGGCGCCAUUUUGACGAACGACUCUGACCUAGCCGUGCACGACCUCGGAGCUACUGGCCGCGUCGUGCUGUUGCACUCCCUUGAGAAGAAGCACAGUCUCGGGGCCAGUUAUGGAUCAAUAAUUGCAUUCGCGCUCAGUCCGAGCCACGUCGCUGAAAGAAUGCAGGUGACCUCGCUGCUUAGAUUCGGCUUCGAGCGAUUCCUUGACCCAAGCCUUUCAGCUGCCGUGGUUAGAGAGCGAGCAAAAGACGAUAGCAGAUUGGAGAAACUCCACGCCGAGUAUGAGGCGUUCUGCGAGCAGUACACAGAUGCCCCAACUACCCAGCUUGACGAGCUGGCUCUCUUGGAUGGCUUAGACCCUCGAAUUGCCGAAGCAGUCGUAACCUCAGACGAGUCGGCCGAUAUGUACCUAACCCCUAUUGUCGAAGACCCAUCACGGGACUCCUCUUGGGCCUACGGUGCCAGUAUUCGACGACUCGCGUAUUCGCUGCUCCUCACUCCCUCAGUCCACUCUAAACUCUCGAAGACGGUGACUGAGUACGCAAGAAAGGGCCAGCGAAUCACCCCGACCCUAAUCCAGCCCGUGAACGAGUCCCUGGUGCGGGAACACCUGAGGAUGAUGCUCCAAACGCUAGAAACACUGAAACCCCAACCAUUUGAGGGGAAUUUCGGUUCAGUAACAGCUCUACAAUGGUACAUCCUUGCCUUCCGGCUCGUGUGCGAGCAAAAACUCGAAGCAGACAAACCCACUCCAUCCGUCACCCAGAUGACCAGGCUUCUAGGCCUCCAGCCCUCAAUCGCGUCCCUGGGGUCCAAGGUACAAUGGGACGAUGUCCAUCUCUUAGCCAACAUGCAUGCUGUUCUAUACUCAUUUCGGAUUCUGCAGCAACUAACUCGCCAUGUCCUCAAGAAUCUCAAAUGCAAGUCUUCAAUGGAUUCUGGGAUUUCCAACACUCUGUGGGAGCUGCAUUCUAGACUCGAAUCAAUGCCAAAUAUUGAAGAUCUGUUUCUCGACAUCCCAGAUCUCCGGGCCAAAACGGCCGAUUUGGACCUCGAAGCUCGGAAUAAUGCCAUCACAGGCCUGGCCAAUUUGAUUUUCCCAGGCCAUCGCGACGGUAGAACGGGCGCCGAAAAGGCGACUCUUCAACAACAGAACAACACGACACAGGCUACAGACGGAGAAUGGAUGCCAGCGAGAAGCAAACGCAAGAGGAAGAGAGCUACGCAAGGCACUCCACAGAUCAGUAGAAUGAGCAGUAAUAUGUUUGAUCUGCUGAAUGGAGGGUAAACUGUUGUCGACACACGAACAUCCAACAACGAACAGGAAACUGCGGAGGUCGGAGUGAAGCUACAAUAACCCAGAUCCGGACUUCAGCAAGCAGAUUAGCGGACAUCAAUGUAACUAGGGGCACGCUAUGGUUGGAGACCAAACAAGUCGCCAUCUGCAAGAAAUCCAACCGUGUCCAAGCUUUCCCAGCCCCAACCAUUCAGAUCUUGGAACAUAAAGUCAUCUUCUGACGGUGUGAAUUGACCCAUCAUCACAUCCGGAUUGUGGUUCAGGUGAGCGGCGCCAUCCGUCGCCGUCUGAUCGUCGUCAGCUUGAUGUUGAACGCGUCCGGGAUUUUCAGCUGACUGGCUCUCGCCUCCAACAAACGCCGUCCGAUCUUCAACUUGUCUCACCACGGAGCCUGGCCUGGUUGCCACUCCGUGUGCACCUCCACUCUUCGCAUCACCUUGCCGUCUCGUCCUCAAAGCAUCUCUCUCCGCUCGCUCCCUUAGCCGAUUCAGCAGAACAUGAUGUCUCCUUGCCUGGCUUCCCGCGGGCGACAACGCCGCAAGCAGCUCCUGACAAUACUUGGCCUUGUCAAGGUACUCGUUGAGCUGGACAAACAAACCCUCCGGCAGCGUCGACCGACUCUUUUGUAUAACAAACACAUACAAUGUCGAGAUCGCGACGAGGGUAAUGUAAGGCUGAAACCAGAACCCUUGAUACAUGGUGCCCCUUUCGCUCAGGUCAUAAACCGCAUCGAGAAUCGUGCAUACAGCAGCGACGCACUCUUGGAUCGGCUUCAGCGCCCGAUCAUCCUUUGCCGAUACCGAUGGCGCCCUACGUCCCAGACGGCCGAAAUCCGCGAGUAAGCAGCGUCGUGUGGCGAGUAUGCGCAAAUGUGCGUACGCAAGUUUGAGCACCGUGUUCUGCCUUUCAAACGUCCUUUGUCCGGCGAGCGUCUUGUUGCGAGGCUUCAGAAAACCCGGCAGUGAGGCCCGCCAGUUGUCGAGUGCGUGAAGCAUUUCGUGCGUGCGCUCGAGAACUUCGUCUUCUGUCAACGGCUGAAGCGGGUAGAGGAGGUGGCUGUUGCGGCCCAUCAACUUGGCCAGAUCGGCGUGGGCGAUAAAAGCUUCCAGAUUGCCGUGCAAAGGCAGGUCUUCAGGCGAUUCAGACGAUAACAGGUCAUUGUCGUCGAUGUUUCGGGGGUAUUCCUGGUCGAUAUCGCCAUCGUGGAGAAUCCGGGGCCGGCCCAGCAUGACGCUUAGAUAAUCGUCCAGCACGUAGGCGCACCAGAAUGUUCGCUUGCGUGAUUCUAGGGUGACAAGGUCGAGUUUGUGUGCAUUCAGUGUCUUCCGCUGGAGGCCGAUUGAGGUCAAGAUUGUGCAAGCAAGGCUGAAGGAGAAACGGCAUUCGUUGAUACGGAACGUGCUCAGGAGAUACAGGCACAUGGCUAAGCGUGCUUGCACGCUAACAACUGUGGCAGGACCGGGUUCUUCGUCGAGUAGGGAUUUUGCUUUGUCAAAGUCUGCGGUCAAUUCGGGUCAGAUAAUCUGUCUUCCCACGAGCAAGGAGCAUACAUUGGAGAGGCAACUCACAGGCUCUGCUUCGGUUGAGCCCCUCGUCCCCACCGUUCUGAUACCUGUCUCCGACCGUGGUGUAGAGGAGUGCUUGCGAACAAACUAUCAAAGCACAAGCUGCCUCUGCCUUUGACAGCUGAGUGCCGUCCAUUAGCUUGGACAUCCACUUUUCCACGGUCGGCCGGUGAAGGAAUCGGUACGUAGGCGUAGCGAACUGAAAAUAACGUUCCAAAAGCGUGCUUGCUUCUUCUCUAGUGGGCAAUUG